AUGAGCGAUAAAAAGAGGAAAGCGGGUGCUCAAGAAAGUGAUCGACCCCCCAAGAAGCCUCAGAGCACACGAGUCCGAGUCUCCCACAUCCCUGGCCCAGACGUCGCCAGACCGGUCGUCGCUUCAUCGCCUGGCAUUACCCUCCCGAGAGAUGUCAAGUUCAAGUCUUUCUCCAAGAAGAACCAGUCCGACCUACUCCUUCAUUCAACCUCACACCCGACGAUAGACUACACCGCUGUCGAGAACAACACCAGCAAUGCCGCCGAGAGACAUAUUCGGCACUAUCUGGCCGUCUUUGACCCGGUCAGCAACGAGCUGAAGGUGACCGAGGCCAAGAAGAUGACGGUGCGAAACAGCGUCCGCCAACUCGAGCAAACCCACGAAGACGACGAGGAACCCACUUCGAAUUUCCCUCCACCGACACCAUCCUCCCGAGCAGCCCUCACCGAAGCAUUCGGAACAAAGAAGUCAAAGAAAGCCGUGGCUUCAAGCGCAGAGAAUCGUCUGCUAGCCCGAGGGGGCGACGACGCGGACAAUCCGAUCUCCAAUGCAAUCCUCUCCACCAUCAAGGACGAAGACGGCCUACCGUUCAACAACAUAGCCAACAGCGUCGAAGCGGAAGCGGUGUCACGAUCCAACAAGCCUCUCCCCCAAGCAGACCUCUCAGCCACGGAGAUCCGCCACGUCUAUCCCCUCUCCGCCCUCGUCUUCCCAGCACCGGCGCGCACGACCCUCUCUCAAAUGCCAGUUGCCGACUGGCGGGACAAGAUCAAAGCAAAGGAAGCAGUCGAAUCACGGUCACGCUUCGUCGCCAACCGUGUUUCCUACCUUACGCGAGCUUACCUGGCCAACCCGACGGACGAACAACCGCUGCGCGCCCUCCAAAUCCUGCGCUACAUCCACCUCCUCCUCGAAAUCCACAACUACAUCUCGCGGCUCCCCCAGCGGCGCGCCGUCCCACCACCAGAGAAAUGGCCCGCCAACGCCAUCAGCGACACGAGCCUGUCGAUGGCGUUCCUCGGAAAACUCACCGCGCACUUCCUCCCCACCGGCCAGCCGACCACACACGCCAAGACGCUGCUCCAGACCACCAUCCUGGCACUGACGCUGCACGUCCCGCCGCCGAAAUUCCAGCCCGAGUCCAAAGUCCUCGCCACGGACCCGACGGACAUGGCGCUCGACCUGGCGCUGCAGCCGGCCGAGGCGGCGAAACUGUUCCGCGAGCUCGGCUGCAAGAUGGAGUCGAUGACGGAUGCGGAACUGCGCGCCGUGGGCUGGGACAAAAUUGCCGGGAGGAAGGUCGUCACCGACGACGGCAAGGAAAUUGCCCUGCCGAAGCCCAAGUGGGCGAAGCUUAGGUUUCCGAUCCAGUUCCCAAAGGUCAGCACUGGUCGGCCACAGGCUGGUAGGCGCUAG
Molecule: messenger RNA, 1416 nt
Organism: Exophiala bonariae
Lineage: Eukaryota; Fungi; Ascomycota; Eurotiomycetes; Chaetothyriales; Herpotrichiellaceae
Exons: 2
Coding region: 1-1416 (471 amino acids)
Biological process (GO): transcription elongation by RNA polymerase I; RNA polymerase I preinitiation complex assembly; DNA-templated transcription
Cellular component (GO): RNA polymerase I complex
Molecular function (GO): DNA binding
Source: RefSeq, a predicted model, not a curated record